UGAAAACGGAUGGAGCCAUCCCCGAAAUUUUGCUCGUCCGUUUUGUUCUACAUGCAUACUUUUUGUGUCCAUCGGCCAGUGGGACCGGGCCAUAACACUGACACUUGCCGACCUGCCUUAAAAUAAUCGUACGUCUUAUUACGGGUCUUACUUUAAUCUAACAGGCCAUAGAAGCGCAGGGCGUCGUAACUUUAUCGCACAACCUGAUAAUAUAAAAUUACAAUAUCAUACAAACGAGGAAUAUGGAUACAAAGAACGAAGAACAGGGAUGCCAAUCAAAUGAGAGAGGACGAAAACAUAUAGUCAAAGACUAACGAGGCGCUAGAUACAACAAGAAAGAAAAUACCAUGAAAUGACGAAGAGAGAGAAGAAGACAUGUCAGCGUGCACGCAUUAUUGCCAUCCCUUACCAUUUCUACAAUGGUAACUUCAAUAGCCAAUUGGAAGCUGGCUACUGGUUAGGCUCCACCCCUUUCGAAGUUCGACGCGUUAUUCCCUCUCUGCUACACGGGCAAGCUACACCAUCAGUAGUUGUUUCGCGAUCAAACAGCGAACAUUGUACGCCGAGCCGUUGCUAAGGCUGCAUCUCUCAAAGUAGCAUCCAUGAGCAUCGCAUGCACUAAAAUAUUUUGACCAUGAUUCUGGUAUUUAAAAUGUCUAUUCGUCGCUGAGGUGGAAACAUCGUGCCGUUUGUGGACCUCAGGUUUGAAUGAAGUGGCAAAAAUAUGUGCGAUAGGGUUGGCUGUAUAAACGGUGGAGUGAUAAUAAUUCUUUCUUUUGAAGCACACAUUCUGGAUUGUAUCGAAGCGACGAAAUGUAAGAUUUCUAUCUCAACGUCGACGAUUUGAUGUCGUUGUAGUUCUUCAAUUCCUCCAAAAUGUCUACCGACGUGGAUUCUCUGUAUCCGCUGGUGUCAGAGAGUAGUUAUAGCUAUUCUAACUCAUCCGUUGAAAAUGAUGGCAACUGGCUGUUUCUUUUUACAGGAUCUCUCUACUACAUAGUUGCAAUCAUGGGACUCCUCGGUAAUGGCACCGUCAUUUAUGUCAUCCUGAGAUUCGCUAAGAUGAAAACUGUGACUAAUGUAUACAUCCUUAACUUAGCUUUUGCCGAUAACUUGUUUCUAAUCGCACUAUUAUUCUUAGCGACGGCGACAGUUCACCCCAUUUGGAUUUUUGGCAAAGUUCUUUGCCAUCUAGUGUACAGUAUUGAUGCAUUGAAUCUCUUUACAAGCAUAUUUUGUUUGACGCUUAUGGCGAUUGACCGCUAUGUGGCGGUUUGUUACGCGGUCAGAGCUUCUUGUUACCGAAACAUGCGCGUCGCUACAAUUAUCAACGUUGGUGUGUGGCUCCUCGCUCUCGCCGCAGCAUCACCGAUAAUGGUAUUUACUCGUUAUGAUCCCGAACAGCUCUCGUGCCGCCUACAAUUUGACAAAGUUGUUGGCCAAAAUGCAGCCUUGGCCGUGGCUAAAGCUUUCUGCUUCUACACAUUUACGAUGGGGUUUUUGAUCCCUGUGGUGGUUAUAGCAGCAUGUUACUCGAUGAUCAUGAUAAGACUUCAUAAAAUGGGCACAAAGACGGGGAAAUGGGAGAAAUCAAGAAAAGUCAACCGUUUGGUGCUGUGCGUGAUCAUUGUAUUCGUCGUAUUUUGGUCCCCUUUCUUUUUCUUCCGUUUUAUUGUAGCAUUCGACUUUGACGUUAUGCGAACUAAUUAUUUAAUAAAUGAAAUCACGAUCUUGCUCAGCUACAUGAACAGUUGUGCAAAUCCAUUCUUGUAUGGAUUUCUGAGCGAUAGCUUUAAGAAGAGCUUCAAAAAGGUAUGGCGCUGUGGUGAUAAAAGAGGUUAUGAGCUGACAUCGACGGAUCAUCGACCUUGGAGAUUACGUAACCCUUGCCUGGGAGAGAAAACAGAGAGGAGCUCUGGGAGAAGACUAGGUAAACGACGCGAUGACGACACAAUGUCAGGAACAAGGUUAAAUGCCUAUCCUCUUACAGCAGUCACAUCGGCAGUGUCUGAAAUCACCAUGCACCAGAAGAACGGGGCCACGGGAGCACCUUCAUAUGCCUGAAUUACCACCAGUCGUGCCAGUACGUUUUCUCGAAGACUGCUCGCCGAUAUACCCCGAGUGUACAUGCAUCAUUGGGUGAUCAAACCUACCUGGGAAAGAUGAGUGCAUAUGGCUUUCAUAUCGCGUUACAGGACGCCUUUCGCCAGCAGAUUAAUUGUGACUGGCCUUACUUUGAUUAGGUGACGGACGCCGAUCGAAUCAUGUUCUCAGAUGGCGUAAAAUGACCAUACAUGAUUGAUGAGAAGAAGCCACUCAGCCAAUCCAUACCUUGGAUUAUCUUGCUAUUUUCUGAACAUCGGACGGAAACAAGGGGGUAUUAUUGAGAAUGCACUCUGUGGCUUCAGGGUUUCGUGAGCAGACAAUGGUGUACUAUUGCAGAUUUUCAACAUGCAGUUCAAAUGGAAGGUGUAUCAUAACCGAUUUUCAGACAGAAAUGGCAGGCACCAUGUACUUAGAGGUUUGGGUGUAUUGCAGAAUGUGACUGCUUUCCUGGAUUUUUGCACAACGUAACCAAAUGAAACGGGACCUAUUUUUCUGGAAAACGCUAACGAAGGGAAAGGAAUGACUUUGUUGUGAAGGCUUACGCCUAAAUUGAUCAUAAAUGUUUCUUAAUUUAUCCGCGAUUACAGAACAUAAUAUAUGAGAUAAAGAUAGCCAACAAUGGUUUAGUUUAUGACAAUUUCUUUUAAAAACAAAUGAUACUGCAACUACCACAACAUUGCUAUUGUCUUCACAUUUUAUUGAGAAAUAUGGCUUUAAUAUCUUGUAUACGUUUAUCUCGUUUUUCAAGAUGUCCACUAAUCGCCAACCCAAUGUGACAUGAAUGAAAAUGAAAAUUGUGCAACUAUCAUCGAGUAGAAAGAUGUAUUAGUAGUCAGGUUAUAUUCAGGAAAUAGCGUCAACAGUAAUCAAAAUGGUUAUUAUGCCCCCGAUACUUGCUCAUCUACACGAUCAAUGCCAAGUAAACAAAUUCACUUACAUUUAAGUUAGACUAUUUCACUUAUAAGGUUCCUAUAAAAACAGUUUUCUUUGAUUUCAUCUAUAUUCAGGAUACAUGUAUUGGUUCAUCAAUCGGUUCAGAAUUCCACACGUGCAUGAAUAUGUUAUUCUGAUCGCACCGUAAUCCCUUUUUUUUUGGUGAGAUGCUAAUCAAAACUAAAACAAAUUGCAAACAAUUUGUGGCAAGAUUUAAACUUCAAAAACUUUUACCCACAAUGUUGGUAAGGUUCAGUACACCGGUGCAUAUUCAAGUAUUGCAUGCGCGUGAGGAUUCUGUCUAAGGUAGCAAUACAGUUUAGUCCUAGGAGACUGGAAAAUUUCCCGGCUGAUUAAAGAUAUAGCCCGUAGCUUUCUGACAAUCUAGAAGUAAGUGUGCGGUUCACUGUGGCUCAUCAGCCGCCCGUUUUAAACUAAUUUUCUGAUUAAAUCUGACAAAAGCUUCAGGCAUGCUGCAUUAUUAACGCCUUAAUGAAACCGGGAGUUGGUCACGUAUCCAAUUUUAUGCACCGAGUGUGAAAUUGAUUUCCAUGGUCUCUAUACAAGUCAACUAGUAAUUAAUUUUAUCAGGUUUAUCGCCCACUUUGGCAUUUCUAUCUUGCGCUGAAUGAAACUCUUAACUGCAUAUUAAAAUGUGACUAGAAUUACAUACUAAAGAUGAAGAAGUCCGUACCAAUGUGAAACUCUGUUAUUAUCUGUUUACAUAUAUUCCCCUGUGCGCACACGGAAUGGGCUCUCGGAUAAUCUAUAUUGGUGGGUUUUUUUAAGUCCUCGCUAAUAGAGCGUACUCGGUUAAUUUGUGUUUAUGUAUUAACAUUUUCCAAGACUGCUAUUGAAUAGAAAUGCAAAUAUUCGAUCUGCAUGUCUGUUGUCUUUUUUUUUUUGAAAAGGCUACUGUAUUUUUCUAACUAUGGUACCUUUUAUAACGUUACCUGAUGGAAAAUCUUUUAUUGUAUUAGUUAACAAUAUACAGUUUGGCUUUCUUGAUAAUGUUGGUUCUUUAUCUUAAUUUACUUUAAAUGUUCUUACUCCACGGUUUUUUCGAUGGAAUUGGAGAAGGAAAAAAGUAUAUCAUUAUGACUGCAUAAGUUAACACAAUAUAAUAUAAAAUGUACUUACAAAAAUAUAAAUGUUGCAAAGUGAUAAUAAGGUAAUAAAAGAAAUUGAAGCCGAAAGCUUAUUUAUGUGAAAAGAUCAUCGUAAAUUAAAUCAUCGUUAAAAUUGAGCUUACUUCAAUUGUUUUCACUUAAUGCCGUUUGGCAUCAAGUCUUCAUCGAAAUGAAGUGGAAUAGUACAUUUUUGGGAUUGUGGCUUAACAAUAUUGAAUAUCUUCAACGUAAAUGCAUUUUAUUGGCACACGAUUGUGUGGUGUUAAGAGCUAGUGAGAUAACACGUGCAUUCUCAUUGCCUUGAGAUAAGUUCGCUGUAAUUUGCUCGCAUGCAAUAUCUUUUUAAAUAGAUUGGCAUUCCCCGUCUUUGAAUUUGCUUUCCAUUACAAAUAUCUAGGUAGAGUGCAAUUAUUGCAGAGGUCCGCAUUUUAAUGUAGCAUAUAUGGAUGUUUGGAAAGCUAGCCGACAAUUAGUGUGAUAUUAAAGAAUUUUAUUCACUGAGAUGUUGUUUUCACAUUGUUGUGUAAAUAAGUUCAGUCAGCUUUUGAAAUAUGUGCUAAUUAAAUGAAAUCAUAUUCAACUAUUCAAGCCAUUUAUUAAAUGGAAGGUCGAUCAAAAGCCCAGCCCAUUGAAAGAAAUUGCAGUAGGAAAGAUAGAUUAUUUAUUUUUAUUUUUUAAAAACCAAAAAUUUAAAAAUUAAAAUCAAAAUGAUAUGCUAUACAAUUAUGGGGUUUUCUUUAAACCUUACUCAAUUUGGUCAAUUUGGAGCAGAUAUCUAGUGACAAUUCCUGCCGUGGCUACGUUCAGUGUAUGUUCGAAAGGAACAAAAGGGGUGGGUGGAGACUAAUAUAGUUUAUCCGGUGAUUACAUUAAAUUUGUUUGUUUAACAGUGAUAAAUGAAAGUCUAUAUUUACAUAUUCAAUGAGUGUUACUUUCACCUAUAUUAUUAUUAUUAUAAUCUACCUACAUGUCUUACUGAGAUUAAAUAUUAAUUAUUGGGUAAAAAGAAGUUUACGUGAUAUACAGCAUUACGCAAAUGUUAUUUUAGCUUUAACCGAUUGGCUUGAUGCAUCAGGAUUGUCGUUUGGCCAAGACCAUGAUGUUCUCAGUCAUGUGUUCUGGUCGUUAUGAACUCAUAACAAGAGCAUAAUUGACAAAACGAGCCAGCCUAUUACUAUAAUUGCCAUGGUUUUCCCGAAGGGAUCUGCGUUUCUCUCCUAAUAUCUACAGGUUUCCUUGUUAUUCCUUCCUCGUCUUGAUAUUUCCGAAAGGGCAAACUUUCUCCAACUCAGUGCAAUUUGUCAAAGCAAUUGUGUUUUUUUUAUGUGACCACAAGAGAAAUGAGCGAUGUAUAUUUUCCGUAAGAUAUUCGUCAUUGGUGGAAAUAUUAUGUAUGUAAUUUGUUAACGCUAUUUGCUCAAACAGACUUGGGAUUGAGAUGAAUGCAUGAUUGCUUUAUCUUGACUGUUGAGUUCUUGAAUUAUGUAGCGAUGGUUUUUACCUUUAACUAGCUUUGAUCGACAGUGGAACAGACAGGGAACUACCAUAGUCAAAAUUUCACAAGUAUGUAGUGUACAAGUACAAUAUUUAAAACAAAUUGGUUGUCCAAGCUUUCGAUCCAUGGCGAUUAGAGAGUGACAAAUUUGUGAAGCGGCUUUGAAGAUGAUUCUAUUUUGUCAACCAACAGUACUCUGUCAUAUUCAUAAUACUAACGGAAGCAAUUUCGAUGAAGAUUCUGCCGAUUCGAUUAUAUAUUACAUUGACUUGUCUACACAGAGAAUCAUUUGUGUGGUUACCAUUGUAGAUACAAAAUCAGACCCAGGGGAAAGUUGUUAGUGAAGAGUCUCAGCACAGUACAUUUCGCAUCUGCGUGUAGUGGUUAUAUUCUUACAUGAUGAAUUGUCGACAAUUUUUUCUUCUUAAUGGUGUGUGAUGUCUCGUAUCAAAUGGAAUAUUGUUUAGGAUUUUCAUACAUGGGAAACAGGAUUCGAACACUCAAACAAACACACACUCAAGUAAGAAUUGAAAUUGGACUAUAGUGUAUUUCAGAUGUGAACUCAACUCAUUACCUACUUGUACCGGGGUGAUCUAUGUAUUGAACCUGAAUGUGAAUGAGAAAAUUCAGUAGUCAACGGGUUUUAAUACAAGGUAAUUAAAACUAUGUAUUUGUGUACCUUAUGCAUAAUUUCAUUUUCGUUCUCAGAAGCAAAACUCAUGUGUGUUUAUCAGUGCACCGUAAGCAACAUAUGUACAUUCAUUUCUUCAAAUAUUAUUUACUUAACGAUAAACCUGAGUUCUAGUACAAAAAAGAAAAUGAUUUAUCACAGAAUCAAACGAAACGUACACUGAAUAUUCAACAUUAAAAAUAAAUGUCAUGUGCCAAACAAUUUUGGAAGA
Molecule: messenger RNA, 6566 nt
Organism: Strongylocentrotus purpuratus (purple sea urchin)
Lineage: Eukaryota; Metazoa; Echinodermata; Echinoidea; Camarodonta; Strongylocentrotidae
Product: somatostatin receptor type 4
Exons: 1
Coding region: 877-2064 (395 amino acids)
Biological process (GO): neuropeptide signaling pathway
Cellular component (GO): membrane; neuron projection
Molecular function (GO): neuropeptide Y receptor activity; neuropeptide binding
Source: RefSeq, a predicted model, not a curated record